AUGAUUUUGAGAAGCGGACUAUUACGGCCAGAUCAAGUGGUACCAGGUUACGACUCACACAGAACUUUAAAAAAAAAAAGGGUUGAGAGAGCCACUAUCUAUCUUCUCUUGCGUACAUCAAUUUCAACAAACAGGAGCAGCGAACCAAGGAAAGUGAACAAAUAUAAUAGAUGGCAGAGACGAAGCGCACUACAAAACUCUCUCGGGCACUUCUCUGAGGCAAUGCGCUUUCUUUUUUUAGAGCAUAGUCACAAACAUUCUCUGUACGUUCGAGAAACUCUUAGCUUGUUGAGUUUGCUUGCUUUAGUGUGCCACCCGCCCCCAGAAAUGAGACCAAAAGGUUCCUAG
Nakaseomyces glabratus is the source of this 348-nucleotide messenger RNA. RefSeq lists its product as uncharacterized. The record is from RefSeq and is a predicted model, not a curated record. Lineage: Eukaryota; Fungi; Ascomycota; Saccharomycetes; Saccharomycetales; Saccharomycetaceae.